Molecule: messenger RNA, 3579 nt
Organism: Procambarus clarkii (red swamp crayfish)
Lineage: Eukaryota; Metazoa; Arthropoda; Malacostraca; Decapoda; Cambaridae
Source: RefSeq, a predicted model, not a curated record
AUGGCCGCACAGGUAGAGUUCCCUUCCCAGCAAACCCAAUCGAAGGAGCCUCCAGAACCUCGAGAGAGGGGGAAAAUCAGCAUCCCGGAAGAUAUUAACCCAGUCCACCACACCAAGCAUUGCAUGCCGCAGCCAGGUCACCCAACAAUCCACACUGAAAACAUGUGCGAGGCUGGCCAGUGUAUAAGCAAUGGAGGAAAACCUGAAGGAGAAGAGGCAAGUGUUCAUCAGGAUGAAGGUGACCUUGGAUAUGAUAAGGAGCAGAACAAAAAUUUCCCGUGUCAAAACCCAAAUAAUUUCAGCAGCGAGACAUUACCUCCAAAAUAUAAUUUUGAAAUUAGGGAAAAAGACUUUCUUGAUCAUGCAGUGAAAACCUCGAACGUUUUCCCACGAGCCGCAUGGAUGGAAGACUACAAAAUGAUGAAAACUGGUCAUGUAAUUCUCUUGGAAGGAAGUAAAAUUAUCGAGAAAAAUAAAAACAUUAAGGCUCAUCACCAGGAACACAUUGUAGGUUCUCCUAAUUAUAGGAAUGAUGUUUAUUUACUCAUAAAUUUUUAUUAUAAAUUGGGACAUAAGGAGUUGUCAGAGUUGAAAGAAUAUUUACACUCCAUGGCUGAAGGCAGUAAUGAAAGCUACAUUCCAAAUGGAUUAAACAAAGAAUAUUUCAGUAUAUAUACAUACCAUAAAGGGAAAAACAGAGAAAGUUUAAAAAACAUUAAACAUGCUUUACAGGAAUUUUGUCGCCUUGUGAAGGAUUCUGAAGUGACUAUAAAACCUUAUUCUGCAACAUUAGUAAGUCCUGCUUCAUUUAUUUCUAAGGAAUCUUCUUAUGCUUCUGUGGUUAAGAAUUCCCAGACAAAAACUAAAGAGAUCAUAACAAAACCUGUUGUAACAAGGAAUCAACAAGUUAUCAGAAGUGGCAGCACUUCCAAAUGCAGAGAAAAUCAUGUAAAUGCCGAGAAAAAAAGUCUGGUAGUAGAAAAUCUUAAUUCUGAUAGCAAAUUUUCUUAUGAUAAAAGUAAACAAGCUCUCAAUGGCAACAAGAUUUUAUUUGGAAAUGAGAAGAAAAUUACAUCAGUUGUUGAACCUAGAUUGUCAGGCAAAGGAAGUCAGUGUGACAACAAGCAGGUGGCUGAGACCCACAAGCGCCGCGGUGCAAACACAACACAAAGAGGUAAUAGAAACAACUCCAAUAGGCCAGUUGAAAAUUCCGCCAAAUUACCCAAAAAAACAAAUAUAUUUAAAUCAUUUCGUCAGGAAGAAAGUGGAAAGUUUUACAAAGAAAACAAGGGCAAUAAAUACAUUCGUGGCUGCAUGGGUGGAUUUCGGGGGCCCAUGAACACUGCCCUGAGGCAGAAUUAUUGCUCCAGUGAAUAUCUUUAUCAAAACCAAAUGUGUGUAAGAGCAGUUCCUCAUAAUCGUUCACUUUCAUCAGAAAGUAUGACUGAUACAUUCACCAGUAAAGAAUUUUCCGAAGGAAAAAAUGAUAUAAUUUGCAGCCCAAAACGUUUUGCGAGGAAUAGGUUACAUACUGGAAAGGGUCUUGUUUACCAAGAAACAUCGUUGUGUAAGAGUUUAGACAACUUCCCUUCUGAAAAAGACAAAUACAAUUAUGUCGCUGUUGGUGAACCAGGAAUACUUUUGGACACAAUCUUAUCAAAAACAAAUGAAACUUUAUCAGUUCCAUUAACAUUUCACAAAAGCCGUAGUGGAGAUGGAGCUGGAAUGAGUUGCGUCAAUUCAAGUUUUCAUUUAACAAAGCAGACUCAUAACUCAGACUCAGAAAAUGUUUCUGGAUUGACACCCAAAGAAAUAUGCAACUCAGAAAGUUUCAAAUCAGGGGCAAAAGGUUCAGUUUAUUCUAAUAUGCACAAAGCAAAAUUUCCAGGAUAUAUCAAAAGUACUAAAGAAGACAAAGAGGAUUUUAGUGUGGCUACAGAUUGCUUGAAGCCCGUAGCAGAAGUUUUUGAUGAAUGUGGAAUGAUUAGGAAGUACUAUGGAGUUCGUUCAGAAGUGAAGCAGAAAACCAUAAUUCUUCUUGGAGCUUCAGGAAGUGGGAAGACAACAUUGGUAAAUUUUGUUGCAAACUACUAUAGAGGUGUUAAAACUGCUGAUGGUGAGUUGGUUCACGUAGUAAGAAACUCUAACGAUGUACGGUCAUAUACAACCUCAAUUACUGCCUAUACAUUUUGCUCUGGUGAACACGAGACUCCCAUUACUGUUAUAGACACACCAGGACUGAAUGACUCCUCAGGGGCAGAAGUGAGAGAUCAUGUCCAGUCACUCAAAACCUUCUUGGUAAAUGCUGCCUCACAAAAUUAUGAGAUCCAUGCCAUUGGUUUUGUAGCACAAGCUCACUUGGUACGUCUAACAUCAUCAGAACGCCUCGUUAUGGACUAUGUCUCCACACUGUUUGGUCAGAGUGUUGAAAACCAUUUCUUUACAUUUGUUACAUUUGCAGACAGUCAGGAGACUCCACCAGUCGUUGAGGCCAUGAAGAACUAUGGCGUGAAGUGUAAUACUUUCUUGAAGUUUAAUAAUUCUGCUCUCAGCAACAUCAAAACUGAUGUAAUUGAUGAUCUGGACAGGGUUUAUUGGAGAAUUGGGAACAAGAGUUGGAAAAAAUGUAUGAAAUCUCUACAUAAUCUCUCAGCUCUGUCUGUCGGCACCCUGAAAACUUUGAUGAAUGAGGUGUUUGCAGCAACUGUGAUUGAUUCUGCUGAGAGAGAGUUGAAAGCUGAAAUGAAAGAGUUCAUCGCUCGUUUAAAGGAAUCUAAAUACCUGACAAAGGAUUCAAUUCUCUCGUGUGAGAAAGUCUGGGAGUCAGCAGCACUUGUUCACCACCUUAGGUCCACUCGGGCGUCUGAUUCCUCUGAUGAUGAACGUAUAUUAGUGAAUUUUGCUGAAAUAGUUUGCAAAGAAAAUGGUGUUCAGCACGAUAGUUACAUACAGCUUCUUUCAUUGGCGCCUUCACGACAGCUAUUAAAUGCUGGGAUUGGAGUCAUACAGAGCAUUGAACACCUAUACUGGCAAACUGUAGGAAUAUUAGACGAACGGAGGAAGACUUUUUCAAAGCCAAUUAAAAAAUUUCUUUAUUGUCAUGAAUGUGACGCAGAUCAUGAACUAGGAAGAAUAAACCCCCAUUUCACAAUAAGAGUGCCUUUUUUUGGAUUUAAUUCAGUGUAUAAUUCUUACGUAUGCUUAAAUUGCAAAUGUGAUGGGAAUUUGCAUGGUCAACGUCAAAAUGACGGAGAUUCCUCUGAAACUUCGCACUCUAACACUUUUGACUUCAACAAGCUGUUUCAACAUACAGUAAAUUGUUUAACUUCUGUUAUAGAAGAAUUUUCUACAUCAGGAUAUUUAGUAAAUAUGUAUGUGUAUCUGCAGCAUAUAAAUGAUGCCACAAAUGGUAAAUAUGAUAAAUUCAUCAAAGCGCUGAUAACUAAGCUAAAAUAUAUGUAACCAAGCAUUGUGUUAGUUACAUAUAUUCAUAUGGUGAAUUGCCUUAACAGUAGUACUAAUAUGUAAUAACAUGCUAAUGUGAUCCUUUGUAUGUUUCCAUGUAGUAGAAUCCCUUUA